Messenger RNA from Nicrophorus vespilloides, 1005 nucleotides. RefSeq names its product UBA-like domain-containing protein 2-A. Gene Ontology annotation, molecular function: protein binding. Lineage: Eukaryota; Metazoa; Arthropoda; Insecta; Coleoptera; Silphidae. The transcript is spliced from 3 exons. Bases 373 to 714 code for a protein of 113 amino acids. The record is from RefSeq and is a predicted model, not a curated record.
UCUGUUUGGAACGGCGGGCGGAGAGAGCACGAGAGGGAAGCAGUUUUCAAAACAACGUCUCUGCAGUGAGACGCACGGAGCGUGGCUGAUCGUGUGCGUGUCUGUACUACUACACCGAUUUAUACACACACACACAAAUAUAUAUAUAUAUACAAGUAACACAUAUAUGUAUACAUAUAUACAUACUAACAACAGAGAGCAACUAGAUUGAUACAGGCCAUACCUAUAUAGCAACAGUAGUAGUACAAAAGUAUAAAUUCAUAUAGAUAAACAAAGGAGUGUUGUUAUUGUUGUUUGGUAACGAAGUUUAAAAAUCAGUAACACUAAUAGCAACCAAUAAUAACAACAACAAUAAUAAACAACAACGACAAGAUGGACACUGCAACAUUGAGGGAGCAGGUGAUGAUCAAUCAAUUUGUCCUGGCGGCAGGAUGCGCCCGCGACCAGGCCAAGCAGCUCCUGCAGGCGGCCCACUGGCAGUUCGAGACCGCUUUGAGCAUAUUCUUCCAAGAGGCAGCAAUUCCCAGUUCGGCGUCGCAUUUCGGACAGGUGAUGACGCCGUGUAAUACACCCGCAACCCCGCCGAAUUUCCCCGACACACUGCUGGCAUUUUCGAAAAUGUCCGCCGGAAACGGAAGCAGCCCGGCCACUCAGAAUGCGAGCGCGGGCGGAGGCGGCACGCGCCAAUCUCCUCAGCCGACACAGCAGCGAUAAAUCGCGAAAUCGCGUUUUGGUGGCGGCGGCGGAGGUCGAAGAGCAUGAGGAGUAUUUGUAUGUUGAGAAGUAGGGAGGAUGUGGAUGUAGAGGAGGCAGCGGGGGCACAGAAAACGACUAUGCGGAUGAUGUGAAGAAGAGAUCGACGAGCAAAAGUUCAAUUGCUGACUGUGAACUAUGAGACUAUAUACACACACACACACACAAACAUACAUCAAAUGGAUAAUAUAUUCAGUAAUCAAGUGCAUGACUUAGUUUUGUUAUAACAGUGUUUGUACCUAUAAUACCCAA